Molecule: messenger RNA, 306 nt
Organism: Penaeus monodon (black tiger shrimp)
Lineage: Eukaryota; Metazoa; Arthropoda; Malacostraca; Decapoda; Penaeidae
Exons: 1
Coding region: 1-306 (101 amino acids)
Source: RefSeq, a predicted model, not a curated record
AUGCAACCAGGACAGCCUCUGACGAACCAGACAGCCACGACGCAACCAGACAGCCACAGACGCAACCAGACAGCCACAGACGCAACCAGACAGCCACAGACGCAACCAGACAGCCACAGAUGCAACCAGACAGCCUCUGACGCAACCAGACAGCCACAGACGCAACCAGACAGCCACAGACGCAACCAGACAGCCACAGACGCAACCACACAGCCACAGACGCAACCAGACAGCCACAGACACAAGCGGACACAGAUUCGGCGAAAAGCCACCGCUUCCGAGAGCCUCGGUGACGUCUGCCAGUAG